AUGGGGAACAAUUUGAAAAGGGUUACUAUUGUUGAUAUUCAGCUUCUGGUUUUCAUAGUCUUAGUCUUGUUUAGGAUUUCAACUUCAGAAAAUCUACCAGCAAAUUUUGUAUUUGGAGAUUCUCUUGUUGAUGUAGGAAACAACAAUUACAUAAUUUCUCUCUCAAAGGCUAAUUUUUUGCCUAAUGGUAUUGAUUUCGGAAGACCAACAGGAAGAUUCACCAAUGGAAGAACCAUAGUUGAUAUCAUUGGUCAGGAAUUGGGUUUUGGCUUCACCCCGCCUUAUUUGGCACCUACAACAAGUGGACCGGUGAUUUUGAGGGGUGUCAACUAUGCCUCUGGUGGGGGUGGAAUUCUCAAUUCCACUGGACAAGUCUUUGGUGGUCGACUCAACAUGGAUGCCCAGAUAGAUAAUUUUGCGAAUACUAGACAUGACAUAAUUUCCUACAUAGGUGUUCCCGUGGCUCUCAAUCUAUUCCAAAAGGCAUUGUUUUCGGUCACAAUUGGUUCAAAUGAUUUCAUUAAUAACUACUUGACACCAGAAGUCACAUUUUCUGAGUACAAAAUAGAUUCUCCAGAACUCUUUGUGAGCACCAUGAUAUCAAAACUCAGAACACAACUCACUAGGUUAUUUAAUCUAGGAGCUAGAAAAAUUGUUGUAGCAAAUGUGGGGCCAAUUGGGUGCAUACCAAAUCAGAGGGAUUCACAUCCAGCUGAAGGAGAUAAUUGUGUCACUUUCCCUAAUCAACUAGCUUAUUUAUUUAACACACAAUUAAAGGGUCUAAUUGCAGAACUCAACUCAAAUUUAGUUGGUUCAAUAUUUGUAUAUGCAGACAUCUACCAUAUUCUAGGAGACAUACUCUUAAAUUAUGCAUCAUUUGGUUUUGAUGAUCCUUCUUCUGCUUGUUGCAACAUGGCUGGGAGAUUUGGAGGUUUGAUCCCUUGUGGUCCUACCUCAAAAGUUUGUUGGGAUAGAUCAAAAUAUGUGUUUUGGGACCCUUAUCAUCCUUCUGAUGCUGCAAAUGUUGUCAUCGCCAAGCGCCUCCUAGACGGUGGUUCAACUGAUAUUUCGCCGAUGAACAUUCGCCGACUCUUUCGAUCUUAACUUGUUUUUAAAUGUUAGAAAUUGAUGUUUUGCUGAAA
This is a messenger RNA of Trifolium pratense (red clover), 1142 nucleotides long. Its product is annotated as GDSL esterase/lipase At4g16230-like. Gene Ontology annotation, molecular function: hydrolase activity, acting on ester bonds. NCBI's taxonomy places the organism in Eukaryota, Viridiplantae, Streptophyta, Magnoliopsida, Fabales, Fabaceae. The transcript is spliced from 5 exons. The record is from RefSeq and is a predicted model, not a curated record. Bases 1 to 1104 code for a protein of 367 amino acids.